AUUGUCGUAAUGAUUUGAUAGAAGAAACAAAACAACAGAGAUAGAGAGAUAGAGAGAGCAGAAAGUGAAACUGCUUUCGAUCAAAAAAUGGGAAACUCUGCUGGAUUUGGAUCGAAGGCAGCUCCUUCACUCUGAUUCAUCUCUUCGUCAAGUCCCAAGGUGACUCUUUUUCGUCUCUAUCACACUUCUCGAUACAAAAACGGGUCACUGGUGUUAUGCUUUUUCCGCCAAGUGUCGGCAGAUUCAGUCUUGGUUCAAUUCGGACAGUGAAACUAAUUGUAAAGUUCGUAGCUUUGUCUGAAAAAAACUACUCUUUCACUAAUCCUCAGGUUACUAAAUUGACCUUGAGAAGGUUUGAACUGAAUCCAAAAGGUUUUACCUUUUUCGAGUUUGAUGGGGACAGGGAACUCUAAGGAGAAAUGGAGACAGCGGUCUUCAUCAUCGUGUAGGUCAUCUUCAUCACCAUGGGCUUCUCAUCAAUCCUAUCCUCAGUAUCCUCCUCCACCUUCUUAUGCUCCACCUCCUGAGUUUGCACAACCUCCUUCACCUUCGUAUACUACUCAGCCUUACUCUCAGCCGCCGCCUUCUCAAAGUUAUGGCAAUGAUAAGAAGAGGUUGGAGCGCAAGUACUCCAAAAUCUCUGAUGAUUACUCCUCUUUGGACCAGGUGACGAAGGCUCUUGCUCAUGCGGGUCUAGAAUCUUCAAACCUCAUUGUCGGUAUUGAUUUCACUAAGAGCAACGAGUGGACAGGAGCCAGGUCCUUCAAUAGGAAAAGCCUACACUUCAUAGGCAACACUCCCAACCCUUAUGAGCAAGCCAUUGCUAUCAUAGGAAGAACCUUAGCAGCCUUCGACGAGGACAACUUGAUUCCGUGCUAUGGAUUUGGAGAUGCUUCAACGCAUGAUCAAGACGUGUUUAGUUUCAAUCCAGAGGAAAGGUUCUGUAAUGGGUUUGAGGAAGUGCUUGGUCGGUAUAAAGAGAUUGUGCCUCAGCUUAAGCUUGCAGGUCCCACCUCGUUUGCUCCGAUCAUUGAUAUGGCCAUGACUAUUGUUGAGCAGAGUGGUGGCCAGUAUCAUGUCCUAGUGAUUAUAGCAGAUGGGCAGGUUACAAGAAGCGUUGACACUGAAAAUGGACAGUUAAGUCCGCAAGAACUGAAGACUGUUGAUGCUAUCGUGCAAGCAAGUAAGCUUCCUCUAUCAAUUGUCUUGGUCGGCGUAGGGGAUGGACCAUGGGACAUGAUGAGGGAGUUUGAUGAUAAUAUUCCCGCCAGAGCUUUUGAUAACUUCCAAUUCGUCAACUUCACAGAGAUCAUGGCAAAGAAGAAAGCUCAGUCAUUAAAGGAAACAGAGUUCGCUCUGUCUGCUCUCAUGGAGAUUCCUCAACAGUACAAGGCCACCUUAGAGCUUAGCCUUUUAGGGAGAAGAAAUGGGAAGAUCGCGGAACGGUUCCCACUUCCACCUCCAAUGCAAGGUGGAGCAUCGUCCUACAACAAGCCAAAUGCUAAUCGUGUUCCAAGUUUCAAACCGAGUGUACCUUCUUAUCCAAGUGAAAGCUAUACUGUAAGGUCUAGUCCUGCGCCACCCGCUACAACCUCAGCUUCUGAUAACCAGAUAUGUCCGAUUUGUUUGAGCAAUCCUAAAGACAUGGCAUUUGGUUGUGGACAUCAGACUUGUUGCGAGUGUGGACCUGAUCUUCAAGUGUGUCCAAUUUGCCGUGCACCGAUCCAGACAAGGAUUAAACUCUACUAACGAGUAGAGAUCAGAUCGACAACCCUUCUCUACUUGUUCAUCUUCUUACAAUAUAUUUUGGGAAUUUAGUUUGAUAUAACUUACUGAGGUUUCUCCGAGAAUGAUCGGAUCUUUCAUGUAAAAAGAAUAUAUGUGUUAACUGUAUUCGUUUAUUCACUCUGCUUUGAGUAAAAAAAUGCUGUUAUCAGUGUGUGA
Molecule: messenger RNA, 1944 nt
Organism: Brassica napus (rape)
Lineage: Eukaryota; Viridiplantae; Streptophyta; Magnoliopsida; Brassicales; Brassicaceae
Product: E3 ubiquitin-protein ligase RGLG2
Exons: 11
Coding region: 394-1749 (451 amino acids)
Biological process (GO): protein K63-linked ubiquitination
Molecular function (GO): ubiquitin protein ligase activity
Source: RefSeq, a predicted model, not a curated record